This is a messenger RNA of Kogia breviceps (pygmy sperm whale), 3183 nucleotides long. NCBI's taxonomy places the organism in Eukaryota, Metazoa, Chordata, Mammalia, Artiodactyla, Physeteridae. The record is from RefSeq and is a predicted model, not a curated record.
GUGGUGGAGGGGGCUGGAGUUCUGGAAUCUAGCUCCGGGAGGAGCCGAGGAUUCAAGGUCCCUGGUUCGUCCAGAGAGAGAGAGACCAGGAGCGCCGACUCCUGGAUCCCUCGGUGAGGCUGAAAGGGGCCCGCUCCCUUGCACGGUGGGGUCGGAGCUGAGAUUACUGGGCUCCAGAGAGGACGCGGAGGAACCCGACUCCUGAGUCCACGAAGGAGCCCCCCCCUCUGGAGCGCUCUCUAGAGCUUUCGGCCGCGGCCCUGAGCCCUCCUGGGCCCCGCUCCCACGCUACCGGGCCACGCCUCCCGAACUCCAGGCUCCGCCCACCAGACAGGAGUCCGCAGAGGCCAUGGGGACACGGAGCAGCCCGGGCGAGGGGACCCCACCGCCCGCGGUUCCCGAGUGCGACGCGGAGGUCCGGUCUCAAGGGGCCGCCCAGCCCCGGGAGCUCCCCGAGGACUCUCGCGAGCAGAACGUGCCCGAGGCCCCAGCAGAGCUUCCGAGAGGCCAAGGGGCUGAGCAGCAGGCGGAGGAAGAGGAAGAAGUGGGAGAAGGCAGCAGCACGGAGAGCAGCCGCGAUGCGGUGGAGGCUUCGCCUGCCGUUCAGAUCGCGGCCACGCCACCCGCAGCCUCUCAGGCUGGGGAAGGGGUGCGAGGGGCGGCGCGGCGGCUUCGAGUCCAGCAGUUGGAGGCACUGACUCGCGUGGCUUUGAUGGAGCAGCGAGUGAAGGAGCUACAGCGUCAGAGGAAGGAACUGAGGAUCCAGAUGGAGGUGGAGGUGACCCUGCUUCGGGGUGAACUGGCUGGGGAGCGAGUGGCCGUCUGGCGGGAGGAGGAGCAGCUCUGGGAGUUGCUGGGGCAGCAGGUGGAUGCAGAAAAGGGCGGCCAAGAGGAGCGGGAACAGGAACAGAGGCACCUGAGCCAGGAGAGGGAUCGUGUGGAGGGUCUUCGCCAGAGACUCCGAGAGGCCCAGGGGCAGCUUGACUCGCAGCCAGAAGACCAGCGUAAGCAGCUUCUGCAGGGAGUGCAGGAGAUGAGGGAACAGCUGGAUGUGGCCCAGCAUGCCUACGAGGACCUGGAAUUCCAGCAGCUGGAGCGGGAGAGCCAGUGGGAGGAGGAGGAGUGGGACAGUCCCAGGGCCCGGGCGCUGGACCCCAAGGUCCAGGAACUCCAGGCCAGCGUGGUGCGGCACAGGCAGCGGAUCCAGGUCUUGGAGGAGCAGCUCAAGUCACUGGGGGAGCAGAUGGCAGCUGAGAGCUGGGGGCUGAGCCAGAAGAAGGAGGAGGCCCUUCAGACCCUGACCCAGGAAUGGAGCAGACUGCUUAAGCUUAAUUGCCUUCAGGGAACCCCUGGCAGGGACUUCUCUGAGCUCAACCAGGCCCUCACCAAGCUCCUGUUCACCCAGAAGACAGACGGCCAGUUGCUGGUUCUCCAGGACCCCGCUGCUCACGCUGCCGCCGCCACCUCUUCCUGCCUCUUCUCCGUUCACAGCUCCCUCCAGGGCUCCAUUGGCCUCCAGAGGACUGGAAGCCUGCCCCGGAAGAGGGGAGAGAGAGUGAGCCAGAGGGGAUCCCCCCGGCCUCUGUCCUUCUAUUGUACUGGAGCCCUGGAGGCCUCGGCCCUCCCUCCAGCAGCCAGAGACUCCGGGAGACACCCCCUCUAUCAGCUGCUGAACUGUGGCUCCAGAAAUAGUCGUGGGGCCCUCCACCCGGCCAUCGCCCACAUGGAACAGCUCCUGCAGCAGGCUGUGGCAGAGAGAGAACGGCUGCUCCAGGCCAGGGAAGCGACAAGAAGGAGCACGGAAGGUGCCUCAGACUCCCCUGUACCUGCCAUCAUGGCCCCACCCACAGCCCCAUCCUGCCCUCCUGGCCCUCGGGUCUUGGAUCUCCGGCAACACCUGGAACGCUGGGGCCACAACCCGGAAAGCUGCCCGCACAUACGGGUGUCCGGGGGCUACUGCCGCGGACCCCUGGUGAAGAUGGGAGGCCGCAUCAAGACCUGGAGGAAGCGGUGGUUCUGCUUUGACCGCCAGGCCCGCCGCCUGGCCUACUACACAGACAAAGAAGAGACCAAGCUCAAAGGCGUCAUCUACUUCCAGGCCAUUGAGGAAGUCUACUACGACCACUUACGCUGUGCCUUCAAGAGCCCGAACCCUCGCCUAACGUUCUGUGUCAAAACCUACGAACGCCUUUUCUACAUGGCGGCGCCAAGCCCAGAAGCCAUGCGCAUCUGGAUGGACGUCAUCGUGACAGCGGCGGACGAGAACCACGCCCCCUGGAGAACCACGCCCCCUGAGUGAACACACCCUCUCAGGGGGACAUCCCAGCGAGGCUCUGCCCCCGCACGCGCUGCCUCGAAGCCACGCCCACUGCUGGAAAUCCUGGGCCAGCCCCUUCGGAAUUCUCCCGGGAAUUUUGUGGGCUCGGCGGGCUCGGCAGGUCUGAGCUGCGCCGUUCUGGGCUGCAGGUGUCUUCUCCGACGGGAAGCCAGCCCCUGAGGCUCUGCCCCGGGUGGGAGGAAGGUUGCAGGGGCGGGAAGGAACUAUUUAUUGGUGCUCCUGUGAUACCGAAUUAAACUUGGAGGAAAAACAGUGGUUACUGCUGAGGCUCCCAGCACAGGCGUACGGGGCCCUUCGACCCUAGGCAGGACAUCUGAGUUACGGGUACCUCGGAGACCAUGCAUCCUUUAGCUGUUCUACCCUUUAGGAAUGGAGACCUUUAACCCCAAGGUCAUGGCUGGGAGGGGCGGGGCUGUGGGGAGGCAUGCGUCCUUAGUCUUGUGGCAAUUUUGUUUUUUCAGUUUGUGGGCCCUCCUGCUUCCACCCUUUGGGACCUGACUGGGCUAUUGGCAAUUUCUAGGAACUCCUAGUCUCCUGCCCUCCAGGCGGUGACACAUGUUAUUCCCUUCGCCCUUCCCUUAACCACCUAGCUCCUUAUUCUUCGCGUCUUAAUUGGGAUGUCCCCUCCUUCAGGAAGCCCUUCCUGACUCCCUCAGCUGGAUCAAGUACCCCCCUCUGAGCCCUCCUGUCCCAUUCCUGAACAUCAUGGGUCAUCACUGGUGAUGGAUCUAUGUCCUGAUGGACUGGGAGCUCCAUGAGGGCAGAGCCAGGGCUGCCCUGGUCAUGGCGUGUCCCCAGCACCAGAGGGCAUAUUUCAUCCCAUGAAAGUGGAAAAAAAAAAAAAA